ACAAUAGUAGCGCAGUCAAAAAUAAUGUCCCCAAGUCUAUAUAGUUCGGAAACUAUUUGGAGAUUGUAGUGUCUUGCUGGGGAACGGUUAUGAGGGCGAGGUGCUGAUCAGCUGAUUAAUUCAGCCAACAUUUAAACUAGGCGUAGACAAAAAAUGCUGAAGAAACACAGAAAAGGAAUGGGUGACAUAGUCAGAAGAAGGGUCUUGACACGAAGUAUCUCCCAUUCCUACUCUCCUGAGAUGCUGCCAGUCCCACUGAGUUACUCCGGCUUUUUGUGUCUAUCUUGGGUGUAAACCAGCAUCUGUAGUUCCUUCCUACACUUAAACUUGGCAAAUGGGUGUGUUUUUCUCAAAGCCACCAAAUGCCCGCCUGCUUCAUCCAUCAUUGGACCACAUCUCCUUCUGGCAAUCAUUGCACUGACUGCGACGAUUGGUCUUCCCUGCAAUCAAUCGGAAUUGAAAGGCGCCUCCUCUUGGCUGUCCUUUGUUGACAGCAUGGAGCACGCCCCACUGACAGUUUCAGGAGGGCCCCGAAUUGUAUCCACUGUAUAUGUUGCAAAAUUCGCUCGGUGGGAAUUCAAGUCUCAGCACUUGCGGAAUAUGUCAAUUUCGCCAAAACUGUGAUCCUGUGAGCCAUUGUGUGAGGUGCGACCAUGUCGGUGAGCGAGCAUGAGAACUGCAAGUCCCGCAGCCAGGGCCCGACCAACACGUCGCUGUUCCAAAAAGCCUCGCACCCGGAGAGCGUCCUCAGCCAGCUGGACAACCUGCGCAGACAGAGUCUUUUCACCGACGUGACCCUGCGGGCGGGCAGCCGUUCCUUCCCGUGCCACCGGGCCGUGCUGGCCGCCUGCAGCCGCUACUUUGAGGCCAUGUUCAGCAGCGGGCUGCGGGAGAGCAGGGCGGGCGAGGUGGACUUUGGCGAGAGUGUGCAGCCCGAGGCGCUGGAGCAGCUGCUGGAGUACGCUUACACGUCACGGCUGGCACUGAGUGGAGAGAACGCUGAGUCGCUGCUGCAGGCCGGCGACAUGCUGCAGCUGCACGACGUGCGCCAGGCGGCAGCCGACUUCUUGGAGCGGAGCCUGGGCGCCGACAACUGCCUGCGCCUCAUGCUGCUGGCGGACGCGCACCAGUGCCGCCGGCUCUACCAGCAGGCCUGGGGCAUGUGUCUGGCCCACUUCCAGACGUACGCUGAAGGCGGGCUGGACGGAGACGACGACGACUUCUGUGGCCUGCCCGAGGCCAAGCUGGGCGAGCUGCUGGCCUGCGACGAGCUGGAUGCGGACGACGAGCGGCUGGUUCACCGCGCCCUCAUGAGGUGGGUGCGACACGACGCCACCGCUCGCCGCCACUGCCUGCCCCGCCUGCUGAGUCACGUCCGGCUGGGCCUGUUGCCUGCCGGCUACCUGGAGCGGGCCGUGGCCCGUGACGGGCUGGUGGCGGCGGAUGAGAGGAGCUUGCGGCUGGUGGCCGAGGCCCGGCGCUGCCUGCUGCUGCCGACAUCGCCGUCUCACAAGGAGGGGGCUUGCAGCCCCUGCGCCCGGCCUCGCAGGGCCGGACACACACUGCUGAUCCUGGGUGGCCGCACCUUCAUGUGCGACAAGAUCUACGAGCUGGAGCGUCGAGCCCGCCGCAUCGUGCCCAGGGCCGCGCUGCCCAGCCCGCGGAAGGAGUUCAGCGCCUGCGCGCUGGGGGCCAAGGUGUACGUCAGCGGGGGGCGGGGCUCGGAGACCGGCGUCUCACGUGACGUGUGGGUGUUCGACACGGCGGCGGGCGGGUGGGCCCGGGCGGCACCCAUGCUGCUGGCGCGCUUCGGCCACGGCUCGGCCGAGCUGCUGGGCUCGCUGUACGCGGUGGGCGGCCACACGUCGGCCGUGUCGACGGGGGAGGGCGGCGGACACCCGGCGUCGCGGUCCGUCGAGCGCUACGAGCCGCAGGCCGACUCCUGGCACAUGGCGGCGCCGCUGCUCGACGGCGUCAGCAACGCGGCAGUGGUGAGCGCGCGACGCCGCCUGUACGUCAUCGGGGGCGCGGGCCCGUGGCGGGGGCACGAGCGGGAACAGGAGCGCGCCCCCAGCGUCCAGUGCUACAAUCCCGACGAUGACCACUGGGCCGUGGUGGCCGCCUGCCCCCAGGCCUGGCGCUACACCGCGGCCGCUGCCGUGCUGGGCAGCCAGAUCUUCAUCAUGGGCGGCGACACGGAGUUCACGGCCGCCUCGGCCUACCGCUUCGACUGCGACACCAACGAGUGGAGCCGGCUGGGCGACAUGUCGGCCAAACGCAUGAGCUGCCACGCCGUGGCCUCGGGCAACAAGCUGUACGUGGUGGGCGGCUACUUCGGCACCCAGCGCUGCAAGAGCCUCGACUGCUACGACCCGGCCUCGGACACCUGGAGCAGCAUCACUACUGUGCCCUACUCCCUCAUCCCCACCGCCUUCGUCAGCACCUGGAAGCACCGCGACCUGCUCGACACCGACUAGGAGGAGAAGCCCAGAGACGCAUCAACAACAAUUUAGAAUGGGCCAAGCAAUCAUGAAACUUCACAUCAAGCUGUUGGCACCUGUCCCACCUAUGAUCUUGGACAAGGCCUUCACUUGGCCCACAAGACCAACAGAGCAGAAGGCUGCAAAAACUGUCAUUUUAAUCGGGACUGAGACGGAUGUGACUUUAAGCAUGUGGGAAAAGAUGAAGAGAAUGAAGCAGAGAGAGAGACACUGGGUGAAGUGUGAUGGUUGCAGUGGAACCUUAGAACUUGGCGCAGCCCCAACGACGGGUGAUUGUGUAAGGUUUCUCCGAGACUUCUGCAAAACUAGUUACAGAUAAAGCAGCACAGUUUCUUUGUGAAACUACUGUUCAUUUGCACUGAGCCCCCUUUUUAAAGAAGCCUAAUUUUUUUGUAUUUUUUUUUAAAUAAGGAGAAGAACGAUAUGUCUCCAACAGAUAGCAUGGCAAGUUACUUUAAACUAUUUCAGGAAAAGAAUUGUGCACCAUUUUUAUGAAACAUUGUUAGUUAGUAUGUUGGAAAUAGAAACAGUUGAACUUUUAAAUAAAAAAGUUUCUGAUUUUCA
Leucoraja erinaceus (little skate) is the source of this 3065-nucleotide messenger RNA. RefSeq names its product kelch-like protein 25. Gene Ontology annotation, molecular function: protein binding. The transcript is spliced from 4 exons. NCBI's taxonomy places the organism in Eukaryota, Metazoa, Chordata, Chondrichthyes, Rajiformes, Rajidae. Bases 654 to 2477 code for a protein of 607 amino acids. The record is from RefSeq and is a predicted model, not a curated record.